AUGAUGAAUUCAACCACCACCAAACCUCCAGAAGAGACCUGCUCCCAGAACACCCUGAUCACCCAGCAAAUCAUUCCUGGGCUGUACUUCGUGGUUUUCGUUGCAGGGAUCCUCCUCAAUGGAGUGUCGGGAUGGGUAUUCUUCUACGUGCCCAGCUCUAAGAGUUUCAUCGUCUAUCUCAAGAACAUUGUCGUUGCAGACUUUCUGAUGGGCCUGACGUUUCCUUUCAAGAUCCUGGCCGACUCGGGCUUAGGCCCCUGGCAGCUGACCGUGUUUGUGUGCAGGGUCUCCGCCGUGCUCUUCUACGUUAACAUGUAUGUCAGCAUUGUGUUCUUUGGGCUCAUCAGCUUUGACAGAUACUAUAAAAUCGUAAAGCCCCUUUCGACGUCGUUCAUCCAGUCUGUGAGUUACAGCAAAUUCCUGUCCGUGACCACAUGGCUGCUCAUGCUGCUUCUUGCCAUCCCGAACAUCAUCCUGACCAACCAGAGUGUUAAGGAGGUGACGCACAUAAAAUGCAUGGAACUCAAGAACGAACUAGGGCAGAAGUGGCACAAGGUAUCCAACUACAUCAGCGUGAGCGUCUUCUGGAUUGUGUUUCUUCUGUUAAUCAUUUUCUAUACGGCUAUCACGAGGAAAAUCUUUAAAUCCCACCUUAAGUCCAGGAAGAAUUCCACUUCCGUCAAAAAGAAGUCGAGUCGCAAUAUAUUCAGCAUCGUGUUUGUGUUUUUCAUCUGUUUCGUACCUUACCACAUUGCCAGGAUCCCCUACACACAGAGUCAGACGGAAGACCGUUACGGCUGCCAGGCAAAAGAGAUCUUGCGCUACGUGAAAGAAUUCACUCUGCUACUAUCCGCUGCAAAUGUGUGUCUGGACCCCAUUAUUUAUUUCUUUCUGUGCCAGCCAUUUAGGGAAAUCUUAUGUAAGAAAUUGCAUAUUCCACUAAAAGCUCAGAAUGGCCUAGACACUUCUAAAACCAAAAGAGGAAAUACAACAUAUGAAAGCACAGAUACUUUGUGAAUUCCUGUCCCCUUUCAAAUAAAGUCCUUUGUGCCACGUGUUGUCAUCGCUAAUGACAUGUGA
This is a messenger RNA of Otolemur garnettii (small-eared galago), 1080 nucleotides long. RefSeq names its product purinergic receptor P2Y14 (gene P2RY14). The record is from RefSeq and is a predicted model, not a curated record. Gene Ontology annotation, molecular function: G protein-coupled purinergic nucleotide receptor activity. NCBI's taxonomy places the organism in Eukaryota, Metazoa, Chordata, Mammalia, Primates, Galagidae. Gene Ontology annotation, biological process: G protein-coupled receptor signaling pathway. The transcript has a single exon. Bases 1 to 1017 code for a protein of 338 amino acids. Gene Ontology annotation, cellular component: membrane.